Molecule: messenger RNA, 1669 nt
Organism: Cryptomeria japonica (Japanese cedar)
Lineage: Eukaryota; Viridiplantae; Streptophyta; Pinopsida; Cupressales; Cupressaceae
Product: UDP-glycosyltransferase 86A1
Exons: 2
Coding region: 64-1500 (478 amino acids)
Molecular function (GO): UDP-glycosyltransferase activity
Source: RefSeq, a predicted model, not a curated record
AUAUAUAUAUGACAAGAGAUUUAGCUUGGGGUAUAUGGGUGAAACGAGUUGUAAGAAAUAAGAAUGAGUAAUGUUCAUGCAGUGUUGUUUAUGUAUCCAUUUCAGGGCCACAUAAUCCCAGCCUAUAACUUGGCCAAGAAACUAGCAGCCAAGGGCGUCCUUGCGACUCUGGUGUGCACCCAUGGCUGCUACGCCCGCAUCAUCAAAGCUCAUAAUGGUCACGAUCCUUUCGCCCACAACGUUCACAGUAUCCGUUUGGCACUUGUGUCCGAUGGAUUGCCCCAGGACUUUGACCGAUCUCUGAAUCAUCUUGAGUUCGAGGAAUCUCUGCUGAAUAAGAUGGAGUUCCACGUAGAGAAAUUGAUGGAGGAUCUGCAACGAAAAGGCCCUCCGAUCUCCUGCAUUAUCACUGACACGUUUUACGUUUGGCCAGACCGCAUAGCCAAGAAAUUUGGAAUUCCACACGUCUCUUUCUGGACAGAGCCGGCCAUGGUGUUUUCAAUAUAUUAUCACUGGGACCUCAUCAUCAAAAACGGUCAUUAUCCCUUUACAGGCGACGAGGGCGAGCUGAUAAACUACAUUCCUGGGGCUCCGGCGCUGAAGUUAACGGACCUUCCUUCCUAUCUGCAAGAGAGGGACGUAACAACGCUCACGCACAAAAGUAUAUUCCAAGCAUUUCAGUCUGCACGCGCUGCAGAUUGGAUUGUUUCCAACACAGUGGAGGAGCUGGAUAAGCAAACCAUUGAAAAGCUGCAAAUUCAGUCAGGAAUCCCAUUUUGUUCAGUGGGCCCACUGCUUCAACCCAAGGGCGAGGUGGGGACGAGCAUGUGGGCCGAGUCUGACUGCAGGAGUUGGCUUGACAGCAAGCCCAAGAACUCCGUUCUGUACGUCUCCUUUGGAAGUCACGCCCAUGUUUCCAAAGCUCAAAUUCAUGAAAUGGCCAUGGGAUUGCUGCAUAGCAAGUGGCCCUUCAUUUGGGUUCUUCGUCCUGAUGUCGUUGCCUCUGAUGUGCAAGACUUGCUGCCAGAUGGGUUUGAGGAAAAAAGCAAAGAUCAGGGUUUGGUUGUUGAGUGGGUGUCUCAAGUGGAUGUUUUGUCUCAUUCUUCUGUGGGUGGGUUUCUCACUCACUGUGGUUGGAAUUCCAUCCUAGAAAGCCUCUGGUUGGGAGUUCCCAUGCUUGCAUUUCCUCUCCUGACAGACCAGUAUACAAACUGCAGGCUCAUUGUCCAGCAAUGGGGAGUGGCAAUGAGUCUGGGUCACAUUUCUAGAAGUUCCAACAACUUGAGGUCCACACUGGUGCUUCGCCAGGAGAUCGCCCUCACAAUAACAGAGUUUAUGAAUAUGGAUGGCCAAGAGGGGAAAAGACUUAGGUGUAACAUUGGGAGUGUUAGAGACGUUAUGAAGAAAGCAGUGAUGAAUGGAGGGUCAUCUCAAAACAAUUUGGAAGGAUUUAUAGACUACUUGAAAGGGAUAGAGCUGAGCCAUUUUUCUUCAGAGUAAGUCCCACAUAUGAACCGAAUGAGAGGAAUGUUUUUUACAGGGAAGGAAGGUCAAGUGUUAGACAGGGUCCAGUAAGUGAGUCCCACAUGUGAAGCCAAUUAUAAGAGUGUUUUAUAGGAAGGAAGUCAGGUGAAGGGUUAGAGAGGAUCGAAUAAACAUACAUUUGUAG